Rattus norvegicus (Norway rat) is the source of this 960-nucleotide messenger RNA. It is a transcript of the gene Or51l4, whose product is annotated as olfactory receptor family 51 subfamily L member 4. The record is from RefSeq and is marked reviewed. Bases 1 to 960 code for a protein of 319 amino acids. Lineage: Eukaryota; Metazoa; Chordata; Mammalia; Rodentia; Muridae. The transcript has a single exon.
AUGGCAACCUCAAACUCCAGCACAAUUGUGUCCUCUACAUUCUACCUCACAGGCAUCCCUGGCUAUGAGGAAUUUCACCACUGGAUUUCCAUUCCAUUUUGCUUUCUUUACCUUAUUGGAAUAACAGGCAACUGUAUGAUUCUGCAUAUCGUGCGCACAGAUCCCAGGCUCCAUGAGCCCAUGUAUUACUUCCUUGCUAUGCUUUCACUCACUGACAUGGCCAUGUCCCUGCCCACGAUGAUUUCACUUUUUAGGGUCUUGUGGUCUAUUUCUCGAGAGAUCCAGUUUAAUAUUUGUGUGGUCCAAAUGUUUCUGAUUCAUACUUUUUCCUUCACUGAAUCCUCUGUGCUCUUAGCCAUGGCCCUUGACCGUUAUGUGGCUAUCUGCCAUCCCCUGCGAUAUGCUACCAUUCUCACGCCAAAACUUAUCGCCAAGAUUGGAACUGCUGCUCUGCUCAGAAGUUCUAUUUUGAUAAUUCCACUGGUGGCCCGUCUCGCCUUCUUUCCCUUCUGUGGCUCCCAUGUCCUUUCUCAUUCCUAUUGUUUGCAUCAGGACAUGAUCCGCCUGGCUUGUGCUGACAUCAGAUUUAAUGUCAUAUAUGGACUAGUACUCAUCACAUUGCUGUGGGGCAUGGACUCCCUGGGCAUUUUUGUAUCUUAUGUUUUAAUCCUUCAGUCAGUGUUAAAAAUUGCAUCCCGUGAGGGUAGACUUAAGGCCCUCAACACAUGUGCAUCCCAUAUUUGUGCUGUGCUCAUUCUAUAUGUGCCCAUGAUAGGAUUAUCUAUUGUUCAUCGUUUUGCCAAACAUUCCUCUCCCCUCAUUCACAUCUUCAUGGCUCAUAUCUACUUAUUGGUGCCACCAGUGCUCAACCCAAUCAUCUAUAGUGUGAAGACCAAACAGAUCCGACAAGGAAUCCUCCAUUUGAUUUGUUCGCCCAAAAUCAACUCUAUUACAAUGUAA